AUGAUUGCACCAGUAGGACAGGCCAACGAUAAUGAGGUGAACCAAGCCAUAAGUUUGGAUAAUAUUUGCAUGCUAGAUGGAUCGUGGACAGCUUCUGACAGAUUUAGUGGAUGUGGAUGGAUCUGGACUAACAGUGCGGAAAACGUGCAACUUAUGGGAACACGAAAUUUCACUCGUUGUGGAUCAGCACUACACUCGGAGGUAGAAGCACUGCGAUGGGCGAUGGAGAAUAUGCUUCAACACUCACCGUGCCAGAGAUUUGGAACAGACUGCAAAGAACUAAUCGCCAUGAUAAAGGAACCUCAGGAGUGGCCAAGCUUCGCGACAGAACUGGAAAAAAUAGAGACCCUGCAGAUUUGUUUCCCGGAAUUCGAGAUCAUCUAUGUGCCACGAUACCGUUCACUCUCCUUAGUCUCCAAGACCUUCCGCUCUCUCAUCUCUUCCCCAGAACUCUACACCGUUCGCUCCCAGAUCGGAAAUACAGAGCCUUGCCUCUGCAUACGCCAAGAGUUACCCACUCAUGAUCGUUGGUACAUUCUCGACCAAACUCUGGUUACUACUACCAACAGUAAUGGUUUGAUUAAGGAUGAGUUUAACUUAUUACCCAUCACUUCGUCCUCUUUAUCAAAGUCAACCACUUUAGCCGUCGGUUUCGAAAUCUAUCAAAUAGGAGGUGACCAGCUGCCAUCAUCCACCGUUCGUGUGCUUGAUUUUCGGACUCGCACGUGGCGUGAUGCUCCUGAUAUGGGGGUAGCAAGGAAAUGCCCCGAGUCUGCUCUUAUAGACAGCAAGAUAUAUGUAGUUGGAGGAGGAACAGAAGAGUCUGAGGUUUUCGACCUAAAGUCUCAGACUUGGAAUCCAUUGCCUAGCCUUAGUGACGACGGUGACUACCCUGAGGUUCAGCUUCGCAGAGGAGAGCUAUUCGCCACCACAAGUAAGCAUAAAAAUGUUGUUGAUCGUAAGCUUAUGUGGUAUGAGCAUGGACACUGGUUCAGUGUUAAGGGUUUGAAAGAUGUGUGUACCAACCCUUAUGUUAACCACCAUACAACAAUUCUGUUAGCUAACCAUGGUGGUGGAAAUAUCCUAGUUAUAUGGGACGAGCCACAUUCUCUCAAGUUUCCCGUGGCUGGGAAGAUGCGGAAACAUGUCUGCAAAAACAGGAGAAUUUGGUGUGCUGUGAUUAAGUUCGAGAAGCGCUUCUUUGGAUUGAAGUUUGAGGUUUGGGGGAAGGUUGUACGGUCUAAUGCUUUGCUUACAGUCCCCAAAUCAUUCAAGUUAUUAAGCUGUGUUACCCUUUAA
Molecule: messenger RNA, 1299 nt
Organism: Brassica rapa (field mustard)
Lineage: Eukaryota; Viridiplantae; Streptophyta; Magnoliopsida; Brassicales; Brassicaceae
Product: putative F-box/kelch-repeat protein At4g35120
Molecular function (GO): protein binding; nucleic acid binding; RNA-DNA hybrid ribonuclease activity
Source: RefSeq, a predicted model, not a curated record